Messenger RNA from Gaeumannomyces tritici R3-111a-1, 1243 nucleotides. RefSeq lists its product as hypothetical. Lineage: Eukaryota; Fungi; Ascomycota; Sordariomycetes; Magnaporthales; Magnaporthaceae. The transcript has 2 exons. Gene Ontology annotation, molecular function: oxidoreductase activity. Bases 158 to 1072 code for a protein of 304 amino acids. The record is from RefSeq and is a predicted model, not a curated record. Gene Ontology annotation, cellular component: cytosol.
GAUAUUUCCGAGCAGCAGAGUUGAGAUAAGCAAACAAGAACAAAUAAAAAAGACGGCAGCAAUCGCGCCCACUCCCACCUUUUCCUACCCGCAGGACUCCAUCCCAAAACGGGCAAACAGCUGCUCUCGACGCCAGAAGAAACAAACAGUAGCAACCAUGGCCGCACCACAGCCCUCAUACACCAAGGUGGCGCACUCGGCCACCUACGCGGCCAUCGACCCGACCCGACCCGCGCUCUCGUCCGCCGGCAAGGUCGUGGUGAUCACGGGCGCCACGGGCGGCAUCGGACGCGCGACGGCCCUGUCGUUCGCCGCCUCGGGCCCCAAGGCCCUCGUGCUGCUCGGCCGCCGCCAGGACGCCCUGGCCGAGGUCGCGGGUCUCGUCCGCUCCAAGCACGGCUCGGUGGCGGUCGAGACGCACCCCGUGGACCUGGUCGACAGCAGCACGCUGCGCCGCGUCCUGGCCGGCGUCGCGGCCUCGCAUGGCUGCAUCAACGUCGUGGUCCACGCGGCCGGCGUGCUGGCGCCCGUGGUGCCGCUGAUGGACGCCGACCCGGCCACGUUCAUGGACGGCUACAAGACGACGGUGGUCGGCACGCUGUGUCUGGCGCAGGCGCUGGUGCUGGCCAACGGGGAGAAGGAGGCGACCCUGGUCAACCUCACCACAGCCGGAAUUCUGUUCCCGCCCUUCCCUGGCAUGGGCGCCUACGUCAGCUCCAAAAUGGCCGCUGUCAAGCUGCUGCAGUCCUUUGGCGCCGAAAACCGUUCCGUCCACAUCGUCCACGUACACCCGGGAUUUCUGGACACUGCCAUGUCCACCCAGCUGGCCAAAACUACCAAGCUGCCGUUUGGCUUCGACGACAUCUCCCUCCCCGCCGAUUUCCUGGUCUGGGUUGUGUCACCAGAGGCCAAGUUCCUCAACGGCAAGCUCGUCUUCUCUGCCUGGGACGUCGACGAGCUCAAGAGUCGCGAGAAGGAGAUUGUCGGCACCUCGCCCUUCACCAGCGAGCUGUGGCUGAGCUUCUCGGGAUUCCCGCGUUACGUCGGCGGCCAUGCUCUUGGAGGUCACUAGAAGUACAAGUUAGUGUUAUGGGAAGCUGAGGCCGGGCUCCAGGCGAUGGUAGGAAAAAUGUUUACGGUCUACUUGCUAUUGUUUUUGCUUCGAGUUAUAACUUAACAGGACAUGGAACUAUGCCAGUACGUAGCUUAGAAUGCUAGAAUCACAGAACUAGUCUAUUCGUGG